Molecule: messenger RNA, 3039 nt
Organism: Paramisgurnus dabryanus
Lineage: Eukaryota; Metazoa; Chordata; Actinopteri; Cypriniformes; Cobitidae
Source: RefSeq, a predicted model, not a curated record
AUGACUCCAAUCAAAGAUGGCGUCGCGCGGCAACUAAACCCAUCAACAACCCAAGAAUUUCCAGAGUAACCGUUCUCACCCGAAGAUCCAGGAGUGAUGAUGGCCUUUGAGGAGAUAAAGAAGAAAGGAAUGAUGGAUAUGUCGGGGAUGGAAGGAGACAUUGGUCUUGUUGCGGGUCGCAGUCAGAGGGAGAAGAGGCGGUCGUAUAAAGAUCUGCUGAGAGAGGAAGAAGAAAUCGCAGCGCAGGUGCGCAAAACUUCCAAGAAACCACACAAGGACUCAGAUCUUUUUCUGUUAGGGACAGAUUCUCACAAGAAGAAGAAGAAGCACUUGAGUGAUGAAUACUACCACAGAGAUCAUCACAGCUCCGGUCAGCCCGCACACAAGAAGAAGCGCAAGUCUUCGGAUCACUCGCCUUCCUUAUCCUCCUCAUCCUCCCACCCGUCCCACUCCACAGACACAGCCAUGGGCCUCCUGGAGGCCAUCACCUCCCCACUGGCCACAGGCUCUGACCCCGCCCCUCACCUUCAAAAAAAGCCCUCCUACCCCCCUCACGCCUCAUCCCACUCCUCCUCCAAAGACCGCAAGCGAGAGGGGGGCUCCAAAAGCGGCCAUUUUCACUCCCAUUCGCGCCCGCCCGGCUCGUCUUCAUCUAAGAAACAUUCCUCGAAAUCGCUGCUGUUUCAUGGAGGAGCGGGGAAAGGCGAACCGCUGACCCUCUGCGAAGCUGAAGGUCUGAAGAUGAAGCUCAUCCUUUCCGCGAAGGAGAAGAAUGAGGGUGUAAUGACAAACGAGGGAUUCUCCUUUCCACCUCACACAUCUUCCUCAUCGUCAGGAGCCGUGGGCCAUCAUUCGUCCUCCGGCUCGAAGAAAGUAGUGAUGAAGAAGGAGAAGGAGAAAGACAGAUCAUCAAAGCCACCAAAGAAGAAACAGCACAGUCGAGAGCCGUUGCCUGUGGUGGGGAAAGAGGUGGAGGUUGUUGGUCAUUAUGGCGGCUCUUUCGGCGGGGCGAGAGGAGACAGCUCAUCGUCUGGAGGCGAACUGGAGGCCGGCGAGCUGGUGAUCGACGACUCUUACACGCACCUGUCAAAAAAGAAGAAAAAGAGCAAGAAGAGCAAAAAGAAAAAAGAUAAAGAACGAGACAGAGAUCGAGAGAAGGGGUCGAGAGAAAAGAAACACAGUAAAGGAGGAGGAAGUGUAGUGAAGAAAAGUCCAGGGGAUCAGUCUAGAAGCCACUCCCAUUCUCACAGCUCGUCCAAUCACAGCUCCUCUGGUGGGAUGUAUGCCAUGGCCCCUCCCACUUCAUCUCAUCUUCAUCCUCCUCAUCAUCAUCAUCAAAGCAUUGAAGUGAUGGGCGAGAAAAAGAAAAAGAAAGAGGACAAAGACAGAGAGAAACAUGAGAAGGACAAGCCAAAGAAGAAGAACACAACAGCAUAUCAGGUGUUUUGUAAAGAGUACAGAGUCAAUAUCAAUGCGGAGCAGCCUGGAUUAGUGUUUGGUGAGCUGAGUAAGAAACUUGCGGAGGUGUGGAAACAAUUACCUGAGAAAGACAAACUGGUUUGGAGACAGAAAGCUCAAUAUCUCCAGCACAAGCAGAAUAAAGCUGAAGCCAUGACGGUCAAACGAAAAAUCUCGACUACAUCCGACAGCAAAAGUAAAGGCUCCAGUAAAGCUCCUGGUUUAGGGACAGUACUGACCCCACAGAGUCGCUCGGCUCUGGGAAUGUCAUUGUCUCCCGCUCGGAUACCUGACGUUGACCCAAUAGAUGCAGCUGCUCACCUGCAGCUAUUGGGCGAGUCUCUGUCCCUCAUUGGACAUCGACUUCAGGAAACAGAGGGGAUGGUAGCGGUCUCUGGCAGUCUUUCUGUUCUUCUGGACUCAAUCUUAUGUGCUCUUGGUCCAUUAACCUGUCUGACAGCUCAGGUCCCACAGCUCAAUGGGUGUCCGAGGAACGUCCUGUCAAAUACUCUGGAUAACAUUGCUUACAUAAUGCCUGGACUAUGAAUCUCUGUACCUGGACUUACAUAGGACUGAAUUACAUAUGGAUGUCACAUUUCUAAAGCUCCAACUGAGGACCAGUUACUUUUUUAUUUUUCCUGAAUCCUGAUCAUGGUCAAACAAAGCAAUUAACGUGUUAAAAAAAAACUAUUUCAAAUGUUAGUCAUUUUUUAUUGUUGUAAAAUAUUUUUUUAAAGAACAUUUUUGAAGGUUGACUUUUAUGUUUUAGGUCUCCAAGUUUCAGUGUUGCAGUUUUUGUGUGCGUGCGUGUGUGUGUGUGCGUGCGUGAGUGUGUGUGCAUGUGCAUGGUCAAAUAUUUGUGAACUUAUGUUGUCAUGUCCAAAUAUGUGCAGUUUCAUUUUAGGACCAAAUGUUUUUAUUUCCUAAUUUAAUAUCGAGUUAAUUUAUACCAACCGUGUCAUACUUUCGUCAUAUUGCAUUUUCGAUGUAAAUGUAAUAUUAUAGUUUUAAUGUUUUUAGCAUGUUUACAAGAAAAGCAUGUAUAAAACUACUUUAAAAGUGCACUAAGUAUGUUCCUUAUAAAAUAAAUGAAAAGCACUUCUGACAAAUAUGCUUAAAACGGGACUUCAUGGUAACUAUACUGCGAUUAUACCCCCUACACAAACACUUGAACUCUUUCUAACAGACUACUUAUUGCACUUUUAAAGGUGUGGCCAUUUUAAACAAGUGAUCAUUAGUUUUAGAUGAUGAAAAUUGUAUAAUAUAUUUGCAUUGAUAUGUUUGUUCACAUUUUCAUCAGCUUAUUUGAAAAAAAGGUAUUUUCAUGAAAGUGCAAAGGUCUUGUUGAAUGGGCUUGUUUUAUACAAUGAAUAAAAUAAAAAGCUUUUAUGAAUAUAAAUGACACAUGCUGACACAUGAAAUUUAUACUGAAUUGUUUUUGCAUUAGGAUCUAUGUUGUUAAACCUUAAUCGAAAAUGUUUGAUACAAUGCUAUGACAUUAAGGGGCUUUCCUCAAACAAGGCUUAAGCCUAGUCCCAGACUAAAAUGCAUGUUUAAGCUGCCUUAAUUUAAAAAAAAUCU